Molecule: messenger RNA, 6093 nt
Organism: Varanus komodoensis (Komodo dragon)
Lineage: Eukaryota; Metazoa; Chordata; Lepidosauria; Squamata; Varanidae
Gene: TACC1
Product: transforming acidic coiled-coil containing protein 1
Exons: 14
Coding region: 10-2517 (835 amino acids)
Biological process (GO): cell population proliferation; mitotic spindle organization; cerebral cortex development
Cellular component (GO): cytoplasm
Source: RefSeq, a predicted model, not a curated record
CGGUCCUCGAUGGCGUUCAGCGCGUCCUGGCAGAUCCUGUCGCCCGUGCAGUGGGCCAAGUGGACGUGGUCCGCGGUGCGCGGCGCGGGGGGCGGCAGCCCGGGCGGCGAGGCCGGGGGGGACGCGGAGAGUGCGGCGGCGGCGGCCGGGCAGCCGGAGCGCGGCGGCUGCGGCGAGGACGAGGAGGAGGACGCGCAGGCGGAGACGAAGUCGCUGAGCCUCAGUUCGGAUUCGGAAGGCAAUUUUGAGACUCCUGAGGCAGAGACCCCCAUCCACUCCCUGGGGAAGGAGCUGGCGGACGAGUCCCUGGAACCGGAAUCUGACCCGCAAGCAUUACGUGGAGAUGACAUGCAAUUGACAGCCAAAGAGUUGGAGAAGUCGUCCCAGGACUCGGCUUUGGCGAAGGAUGAAUUGUGGGCCAGCGAGCCGUUUUCCUCAGACACUGACCUUGGGCUUGGCGGAGGUUUGCCCAUGACUCCUCCUGCACCGGGGACGGACCUGUCUGCAGAGCGGCCUGCCGCUGUUGCGGAAGGAAGCGCUUCCCCGGGGAGGGCAGGCCCAGACCAGGCUCCAUCAAGUGUUGUGAGCUCGGUGGUUCCAGAAGGGCCUCAGGGGACGGUCCCGGAAGGCAGGGGGGCCCCUGCUGAAGGGUCUCCCGGAGCCCAGCCAAAUGGCGAGACGCCUGUGACCAGCAAAAGCAAGCUCCCAAGAGCAAAGCCGGCGGCUCUGCAGAAGAAAAUGGGGCGAGAGACCCCGGAGACGGAGUCAGGCAGGGAAGGCACCCCUGUCCCCAAAGCCACUUACCGCUUCGACCCAGAGGACUACAGUGAAAACCUGAACCCGUUUAUGACGGGGGGCUCCAAACUCCAAAACUCUCCCCCUGCAUCUCAGCAAGGUUUUGCUCCCUCGAGCAGCGACAUAGGGGAGGAAGGAGCCGGCGAGGCCAAGGGCCGGGCCGUGAAGCUCGAAUUUGAUUUCACAGAAGGGGGGGAAGGCCCUGAGACCAAGAAAGCCCCGCCAAGGAAAACCGGAAGGAAGGUGGCUAGUAAACUGUCCCCCAAGAGGCAAAGGAGUGCUGCCGGCCGGCCUGCUGCAGGUGCAGAGGACGGGGAGAAGACGAGUGCUGCGCCCCCCCCAGAGGUGCCCGCCCCCAAAGCCUCCUCCCAGGAGAACGCUGACCAGUGGGAGGACCCCAACCUCGACCCCUUUGCCGCGGGCUCGAAGUUGCAGAGCUCCCCGGCUCUUCCGGCGGGUUCCUACAACCUGGAUGUGGCUGACCCGUUCAAGCCCACCAAGACGUUGGACUCCUGCCCCUCUGCUGAGAACAGUCUCAAGGAGAUCCUGGAUUUGCAGGCGCUGGAGGCGGUGGGAGAUGACCUGAGGAAAGGCGCCGCCUCUCCCAAGAAGGCCAAGUCGCGGUUGAUAACGACUACUGAACAAGUGAAAUUUCUCUGUUUUCUGUUGAGCGGCUGCAAAGUAAAGAAAUACGAAACCCAGUCUCUCGUCCUGGAUGUUUGCUCUCAGGAUGAAGAAGACACGGACCUCAUCCCCAAAAUCCCGGAGCUGUCCAGUCGGGAUGGGCACGCCACCGACGAAGAAAAGCUGGCUUCCACAUCCUCCGGUCAGAAGCCAGCCGAGUUGGAGGCGAAAGGUGAGCCCGAGGAAGACCUGGAGUACUUUGAGUGUCCCAGUGUUCCUGUGUCUGCCAUAAAUCAUACGUUUUCAUCCCCGGGAGAAGGUCUCGAGAAGGAGCCGCUCGGCAGCCUGACGGAGAGAAGUGACGCCAGCGAUAUCUUGGGCCAUUCCGAACUGACUUCUGUGGACAAGCCCUCCGGAGUCGUCCCGGCCGGCACGAGAGGCAGUGCCGAAAGCCCUCUGGAUGCCAUUUGCCUCAGCGAAUCCGACAAGACAGCGGUGCUGACUCUGAUCAGAGAAGAGAUCAUCUCAAAAGAGAUCGAAGCCAAUGAAUGGAAGCGGAAGUACGAAGGAAGCCGGCAAGAGGUCUUGGAGAUGAGGAAGAUCGUUGCUGAAUAUGAGAAGACGAUCGCGCAGAUGAUAGAGGACGAGCAGAGGACGAGCAUGGCUUCCCAGAAGAGUCUGCAGCAGCUCACGAUGGAGAAGGAGCAAGCGCUGUCCGACCUGAAUUCGGUGGAGAGGUCCCUCUCGGACUUGUUCAGGAGAUACGAGAACCUGAAAGGCGUCCUGGAAGGGUUCAAGAAGAAUGAAGAAGCCCUGAAGAAGUGCGCUCAGGAUUAUCUCAAUCGGGUCAAACAGGAGGAGCAGCGGUACCAGGCCUUGAAAAUCCAUGCGGAAGAGAAGCUGGACAAAGCCAACGAAGAAAUUGCUCAGGUCCGUAUGAAGGCCAAAGCCGAGAGCGCUGCUCUCCACGCCGGGCUCCGAAAAGAACAAAUGAAGGUCGACUCACUAGAAAGAGCUCUCCAGCAAAAGAACCAGGAAAUUGAAGAGCUGACUAAGAUCUGUGAUGAACUGAUUGCCAAGCUAGGAAAGACCGACUGACCCCUCCUCACUGUCCGGAGCACCCUGCGCUUGGCCGCUUCCUGUCGUCUGUCCGCGUCUUCACGCAAGCACCUUGCCUUACGUUCCAGGACACCAUGUUCCCCUUGCAGCAGAGAGAGGAGCACAGCCUGACUUCACAAGCCCGACCUCGCCAGAUGGGUGAUGCCAUUCUGCUUGCUGGAAUGCACGGCGGAGAGCCGUCCCGCUCCCGCAGCACGGAGCACCUCGGGAAGACACGGUGCUUUGGUGGCAGGGGCGGGCCAGCAAGAGAGGUGCCGCUUUACCUGAGCAGGCCCUUCCCGUCCUCACCUGCAGCCGGUACGUGAGGAACGCAGGCUGGAUGGAAUCCGAAGGCACAAGAAACAAAGCUGGUGCAAACGCAGGUGUUUUGUGGGACGGGCUGAUGCCCAGGGUGGUUUCCCAGGGGUGGAGCACACACAGAAUCUAGAUCAGGGUUUCGGGGUCCUGGGAGAAUUGGGUCUUUGUGAGCUGUGAUGUAGAUAGCAGUCUUUUCGCACUUGGAGGUGUCACAGUUUUAUUGGGUCAUGAGUGUUGAUGGAACAGAAAGUCUGCGUCAGUAAAUCAUUAAGUGCACAAUCCAGUGCUAGUUUAGACAAAAACGGUCUCCAUCUCAGCCUUUUUUCUGUCUCAGUUUGCAUAGGAUUGUGCACUUAGUGGCUGAAUGAUUUAUGAUGGGGCGCACUUUGGGUUCACAAAACUCGCGACAUAAAUGUUCGCCUUUUGGGGCCCACCAGGCCCUUUCUGUCCGCGGUUGCAGACGAAUGCAUCUCCCUUGCUGGAAUUUGUGUCUCACUGAGUGCACUUUAAUGCCACGGCAUGAGCACAGGCUCCCCCCCGAGAGCACAAAUUGCUCAGUGUGCACCUGGAAUUCCAGGAUAAUGCAGCCCGACCCAUUAUCCUUGGAAACUGGCCCAAGGAGGUGGAGUCAACACUCUAGGUGCAUAGUUCCCCCUUCCUAAUGUACCUUCCUGCUCCGAGUUCCCAGAGAAUAAUCCCAUACCUGUAACCUAUUCUAAAGAAAUCCUCCACCUUGUGGCAACUUAAAUUGAUGUCUGAUUUACCUGGGAAUUAGAUGCACCAGCUGCUAAGUGAAGUUGCCCACCCACAAAAUGACCUCAGACGGAUUCUUGCCUUCCAGUGUUCAGCAGAAAACCCCUGUGCAUUUUCCCCUUUGCUUGGCCCACAGAGGAAUCCUUGAAGCACUUUGUUCGCUGCAGCCAGGGGAAAUCCCACAAGAGGUGCCCGUGUUUUAACCCUACACAGACAGAGAGAAACAGAUGCUCCCAGGCCGCGCACCGUCUUGCCUCGUUCCUUGCGGAGCGAUUCCUCUCGUGCUCUUCUGUCUGUGCCACCUUUAGAGUCAGGAUUCCUGAGAACCUCACUCAAUUUUUGUUUAAUGUCGAAACUACUGUCUAGCUUCAUGGGGUCAGGAAAAGGGGCCGCCAAGGCUUUGUGUGUGCCCCCAUCUCAACAGCGCAAACUCUUGCUUCUGAAACGAGAGAGCCAGUCGUUCCAGAGCAGGGACUGGCUUUGCCUGCCCCCUGGAAAUCUCCCGCCUCCCCUGAUGCGACCCCCUCUGUGGCGCUCUGCCUUCCCACGCUUCUCGCUCUGCUGCUCGCUGCUCUUUGCCCACACACGGCGUUGGCGCGGCAGCCCCGGCACUCUCGGGCCCCCUGCCAGGUCAGGAAACAGCGGGUCACACAGCACGGCUCUUCGCCAGCAAUCUUGCACAGACCUCGUGCCCACCUGGAAGUGGGCUGGCAGCAAACCGCACGCCGUGUGGGAGGCCCUCCCGUCUCCAACAUGCUCCUGGCGAAUUCCUACAGGUGCAGGAGCCCAGGUGUGCCGCUCCCUUUGAUGAUACGCCGGGGCAGGCGCAGCCUAGGAAUGUGGUGGUGCCGGGCCCAGGAGGCCCCACUGACAUCUGGUUCCAGGUUCUGGUCAUUGGCAAUGAGCAGGACCUGUGAGAAGGAAGCGGCUUGAUGCCACGCUCUGCUGUCCUUGCGUGCGAACAGCCCCCGCCUCCUGCUGCAACAGGCCCGCAGGUGAGAUGCGAUGCCCCAGCAGGUUAUCUGUUUGGCCCUCUGACCCCAGCGAGGGCGGAAGCAGAGAAAUGCGAGGUGCGGCCACGAGGCCCUUCCCUGCUCUCCUCUUCCAGAGUUCUGUGGUUUGAUACCAUCUCACGGUGAUCCACUGGGUGUUCGGUAGUUGCACUUUUGUCUGUGGUGUGUGUGUGUGGGUGGGUGGGUGGGUGUGCAGGCGCGCAUGUGCAGACACACACGGUGCCAAAUGCUUCUCUUGUCUCGUGUGCCUCUCAAGCAUGCCACUGAAAUGUGGGCAAAGAAGAUUCCUAAGGAAUGACAUUAUUAACUAUAAUAUGGUUAUUCUAGUUUGUGCCAAUAUUUAAAGAUGUAUAAUGGUUCUCGUUCGGUGCAGUGGAUGGUGCGUGUGUGAUUUCAGUCUGUGGAACUGUGGUCUCUGUGGCAGAAGGGGAACAUUUGCUCCCCAGGUUGCUGGUUCUUUUCUUGCAAUCUCAUCUUUGCAGCUUCCGCCGGUCUGUUUGCGGGAGGAUUUGAGAUGAACACCCUCCUGGGGGCAGGAGGUCAAGCUGGAGAGACUGCACAAGCAGCAGCCCAAACGCUCAGCUCCAGGCCUGAGUCGAGGGCCACGGGACUCCCUCGUUUCAGGACCGUCGCGCAAGCUCCUUGACCUCGCGUUGCCCCAUGCUGUGCCGUGCCCCGUUUCCGCCUCCCCCAGGACCGGAAGUGGUAGUUGCACUGCUUAAUUUCUGGAGGUUGCUAAUCCGUGUAACAGAAUGGCCCCUGCCUUACAAUCCUGCUAAGGUGAACCGAGCACGGUCUGUGCCUCAAACUCCAAACCUGGGGCAGGGAAGAGGUUCUGGUAUCUUCUGGCGGCUAUGCUACCAUUUUGCAGAGGGCAUUUCUGGAAAGCAGCGUACCCAUUACUGGGAAGGAUGCGGGUAAACCGAGGCUGUGCAAGGUCCGGGGCACUUACGGGGUCAGUGUGUAAUCAGUGCCGUGACAUUGCGGCCCAGAGGAAAUACCCAAACUAGCGGGAUUAAUGCUUGCUAAAAUAACUGAGUAGAUUCAGUUUCCUCCCACCCCAAAAAGAGGGAUGGACUAGCUCGCCUCUGGCUCCCAGCAUGCCUUUCUCUCUCUGCAAGGAGAUCUAAUCAGCCCCUUUGCACAAGAGCCCACCUGCACAGACCCAGGUGUUGCUGUCUGCCCGUGUACAAUUGCUGAGAGCUCUCGUGUAUGACCAACAAACACCCCUUGAAACAUUAUCAUUAACCUGACUGUUAAUUUGGUUCCCCUGCACCUCCUGGCAAAGAAAGAGGCCCUCUGGAGAGGGUAGCUUUGGGCAGUGGCUCUAAGUAACUUGUCACCUUCACACAUAGCUAUGUAUGAUAAUUUCCCUUUUCUAUGUCAGGUAAAUAUUUGUAAGAGUUAUACUCACACAAAUGAGAUUAUAAUAAUGAUUACUAAUAUAUUUUUUCCAUGUUCCAUUGCCCAAAUAAAAACAAUGUGUUUCCAA